This is a messenger RNA of Carassius auratus (goldfish), 5151 nucleotides long. RefSeq names its product integrin alpha-E-like. The record is from RefSeq and is a predicted model, not a curated record. The transcript is spliced from 38 exons. Gene Ontology annotation, biological process: cell-cell adhesion; cell-matrix adhesion; integrin-mediated signaling pathway. The coding region runs from base 97 to 4158 and encodes 1353 amino acids. Gene Ontology annotation, molecular function: integrin binding. Gene Ontology annotation, cellular component: external side of plasma membrane; integrin complex. Lineage: Eukaryota; Metazoa; Chordata; Actinopteri; Cypriniformes; Cyprinidae.
UGCUGUUCUACUUUUUCAAGACCACAGUGAGUUGCUUUCUGUCUCAACUGUGCCGAUAUGUUUUUUUAAAAGCGUGGAGUUUAUCAAAUUCACAAAAUGUACAGAGGACUGCUAUUUAUAAUUGCGAUAUACAGUGCGACCUGCUUCAACAUUAAGAUAUCUCCUGUGAAGCAUUUCAAAAAUGGUGAUCCACUCUUUGGUCAAUCCAUUAUUCAAUCAACAGAUGGAGUUUUUGUUCCUUCACCAAAACUUGGGAAACUGUUUAAAUGCACUGCAGAGAAUGAAUGCGUCGAAGUAAAGUCUGAUGAUGUAAAACCUAAAGGCCUGAGACCAGUAGCAUCAUUAUCUAGCCUGACAUUAGAAGAGGAACAACAUGUUAUGAUGUGUAAUCAAAUUCGUGUAAGGGAGUCAUCAACUGAGGAUUUGAAUGGAGAAUGCAAACUCAUGUACUCCACUGGAACAGUCAUUAAAAAAAUGAAUCCUGUCACAUUAGUCAACAACAACAAUAACAACAACAACAACAAUCAUUAUCAAGGUCGGUGGAUUGGUCAAAAUCAACGGAGAAUGAGAAGAGAUGCCCAGUCAGAGAGUGACACAAAAGAUAAAGAUGAGGAUUAUGAUGAUGCUGGGAGAGAGACUGCUUUUGUGCUGGACGGCUCUGGUAGCAUUGAACAUGACGACUUUCAGAGAGCUAAAGACUUCAUCCACAAUGUCAUGUCCAAUGUUUGGAAAACAUGUUUCAAUUGUGACUUUGCGAUAGUGCAAUUUGGUGCAGAGAUCAGGACAGAGCUGUCACUGUUAGACAGUAAGGAUCAUGCCAGAGCUUUGCUAAAGGUCAAAGAUAUACAGCAACUUGGCAAGAUCACCAAGACCGCCUCAGCCAUCCAUCAUGUCCUCACAGAUAUUUUCAUCCCUGAGAAUGGAUCAAAAAAUAACUCCAGAAAAAUUAUGAUUGUAAUGUCUGACGGGAAAAUGUUAGGAGACUCAAUGAAUCUUUCAGAUGUUUUGAACAUGCCACAAAUGAAAGGUGUCACCCGCUAUUCCAUAGGAGUUGGUAGCGGCAUUCUGGAUAAACCUGAAGCAAUAGAAGAGAUGACACAAAUAGCAGAUCCUGAGAAGUUUUACAAGGUUUCUAAUUAUGCAGAAUUAGAUGACAUUCAGUCCUCACUGGAACAAAGUUUAACUGGAGCUAAAGUGAAUGUGCCUCUGCCAUCAAGAUCUUCAAGAUUUCUGUCUGCUGUUACAAAUCAAAUGAACAACGAAAAACUCAACAACAACAACAACAACAACAACAACAACAACAACAACAACAACAAUCAUUACCGAGGUGGGGGAUUCGAUGAGGUUAAGCAGAGGAUGAGAAGAGACACUCAGUUGGAUAGUGAAACAAACGCAGGUGAAGACGAGGAAGAAGAAGAUGCUGGGACAGAGAUUGCUUUUGUGCUGGACGGCUCUGGUAGCAUUGACCAUGACGACUUUCAGAGAGCUAAAGACUUCAUGCACGAUGUCAUGUUCAAAGUUUGGAACACAUGUUUCGAUUGUAACUUUGCAAUAGUGCAAUUUGGUCAAGAGGUCAGGACAGAGCUGUCACUGCUAGACAAUGAGGAAAGUGCCAAAGCUUUGCAAAAGGUCAAAGAUAUACAGCAACUUGGCAAGAUCACCAAGACCGCCUCAGCCAUCCAUCAUGUCCUCACAGAUAUUUUCAUCCCUGAGAAUGGAUCAAAAAAUAACUCCAGAAAAAUUAUGAUUGUAUUGUCUGAUGGGAAAAUGUCAGGAGACUCAAUGAAUCUUACAGAUGUUUUGAACAUGCCACAAAUGAAAGGUGUCACUCGCUAUUCCAUAGGAGUUGGUAGUGGCAUUCUGGAUAAACCUGAAGCUAUAGAAGAGAUGACACAAAUAGCAGAUCCUGAUAAAUUUUACAAGGUUUCCAAUUAUGCAGCAUUAAAUGACAUUCUGUCAUCACUGCAACAGAAUUUAACAGGAAUUGAAGACAGUCAGCAAGGUGCAGGAUUUCAGUUCCAGCUCGCUGAAGCUGGUUUCAGCUCCCAUCUCAUGCAGGACAAUUCUAUUCUUUUUGGAGCAGUUGGAGCCUUUGGCUGGAGUGGUGCAGUCAUUUUGCAAUCUGGUAAAACCGUGACAUUAUUUAACGACUCUAAUGAUGGACCCAAAUUUUCCUAUUUAGGUUACAGUGUCGCUUCUGCUAAACUAAACCCAAGUAAAACACUCUACAUAUCUGGUGCACCACGGUAUAACUUGACUGGUGGAGUAUUUAUUUUCAGUGGCUCUGAAAAGUAUGUGCUCCAGGGAGAUCAGGUUGGAUCUUACUUUGGAUCAGUUCUUUGUGCCUUGGACAUUGAUAGAAAUCAAUACACAGAUUAUCUUUUAGUUGGAGCUCCACAUUUCCAUCAAAGUGGGGAAGAAGGCAAAGUGCUUAUGUACAGACUGAAUCAGGAGGACAGGUUUGAGAGUGUGGCUAUGGAGCUUAAGGGCGAACAGACCUUUGCGAGGUUUGGCGCAGCCAUUGCAUCAAUAGGAGAUAUUGAUGGGAAUAAGUUCAAUGAUAUAGCAGUGGGAGCUCCACUGGAAUCAGAUUCUGCUGGAAGCAUUUACAUUUACAAUGGAUUCAAAGAUGGACUUCAGUUUUCACAAAAAAUUUCCCCCUCAGAUUUUGGCAUUAAACUUGUCCACUUUGGUCAGUCAGUAAGCAGUGCACCUGAUAGAGAGUCAAAUAAGGCCUCCAUUACUGUUGGAAGUCAAGGAGGAGUGCUUGUUUUUGAGACUAUCCCUGUUAUUGUUAUCAAACCAUCUAUAACAAUUACUCCAGACAUCAUUAAAAUUGAUCAACAGAUGAGUGAUUUAUCCAUAAACUACCACACAUGCUUUAAUGUGAUGAAUGAAAAGCUUAAAAUUAAACUUCCAAUUAAGUACAAAAUUGACUUGGAUUCUGAUGUAAACAAAAAACGCCUCACUUAUGAAGGCAAAGAUCUCUUAGAAAAAUCUUUCACCUUGACACCAGACGUAGAGUGUACAUCUAUCAACCUCAAAUAUUCGGUCUGUUUUGACUGUUUUUCACCGAUUAAAAUCAAGCUGACUUUUUCAUUGGAUCAAAACAAAGAAGCCCCAAUACGAAUUCUUGACAAAUUUAGUCCACAAGAGGUUGUACAUGAGAUUUCCUUUGAAAAAGAAUGCAAGACUGCAGAUUGUAAACCAAGUAUUGUAUUAUCUGAUUCAAAAAUUAGUGAAGAUUUGAUCAUUAUCGGAGAAACUCAAAGCUUGAAUAUCAAUUUCAAUCUUACAAACACUAAAGACCCUUCCUAUAUGACCACCCUGACUUUGACCUUCCCCAGCAUUCUCAGUCAGAGGAAAAUAGAAGGUGCCACCUGUCCUGUGAAGAAUGAAAAUCAAAUACAAUGUAAUAUUCAACACCCUAUUUUCAAAAGAGGCGCACAGACCACCCUUUUCAUCUCAUGGCAGCUCAGUGAAACCAAAUCUGAUCUGAAGAAAUAUGAGAUUACUGCUAAUCUAUCCAGUCAGAAUCUUGGCUCUGAAAUUCUGGCCACUAAAACAUAUCCAUUUGAGGUGAUGUAUUCCCUACCAAUCCAGCUAUCUGGCAAAGCCAGCGCAAACAGACUCCUUAUUGAAGAGGGGCAAAAAGUAGAAAUUAAAAAAAUGAAUUUCGAAUUUCAGUUUGCAGGUGGAAAUAAGUAUGGCGCUACAAUCAAAGUAGUUGUAAACAUAACAAAGGACACCUUCAAAACUGAUUUGGACAUCACUAAUGUCACACCACAGGAGGAGUGUGUCUUACCCAAAAAUACUAAAGUGGAGGGAUUAUAUAUGAUCACAUGUAGCUUGACAACGCUGAAGAAAAUCAUCAUUGAUGCCAAUGUUUUGAUACAUGACGUUCAGGAAAGCACAGAAAAGAUCACUGCCGUAGCAACAUACAGCUUUGAUGAGUCCAUCUAUACUGCGAAGCAUUUUUACAGAACUAUUCCGGUGGAGGUGAUAGUUGCGAAGCUGCAGGUGACCAAAUCUAUAGGUCCCAUCAUUGGAGGAUCCAUAGGAGGAUUUCUGCUCCUUUUCAUCAUCAUCAUCAUUCUCAUUAAGUGUGGCUUUUUCCGUCGCCGCCAUAAAAUGGACCAAGCACAGAGUGCAAACUGAAGACUGGCAAAGCCUUGGAGGGACCAUUUAUUACUAUAUAAUAUAUCUCUUGCUUAAGUUUGCAUAAAAAAGUAGUAUUAAGAAGCAGCUUUUUAAUGAUUUAUUUAACAGUAUAUUGUAUAUGCAGAAAGAAUGAAAGACAAAAAUAAAUCUGUUUCUAAAUCAUAACAAAUAUCCCACAUCAAGGGGCUUACAGCUAUUUCCUUGGAUGGAAGUUAUUUGUUCAAGAUUUGAUGACACACCAAACUCCACAACCAAAAGUCACAUAUCAUUUUAUGACUAACUUACAAUACGGUCAACCAAGACAUUGUUGAUAUUAUGAUCCAUGAUUUACAAUAUAACAUCUAUGGGAAGACACAUCUGUAAACCAAUUUGGUUGCAUGACAAAAAGGUAGCCUAUUUUCAUGGUUAGUUUUAUCUGGGCUGCGUUCAGCCCUGACAAAAUGGUGCAAAACGUUUUUAAAAUGGUAACGGUGGUGCAUUGACCACCCUUUUGUGAUGACGCAAGAGUUGCAGCUAUAGCAGCCGAGAAGGCCUUUGUGUUCUGAAUUUUCGGAGCCAGAUGAAAUCGAUAUUAAUAAGUGUUUAAUACUGCAAAAUAUGCUCAAUGUUACAGUCACUGCCCUUGUCAUCCAGAAUAAAAGAGAAAAUCUCAAUCGAGUGAAUGGAUCUGUGGAAACUGUGGUUCCUAAUUAUUGUGAGCCAACACUUGCCUCGCAUUUCAGGAUGAAAAAACAAACAAUUCAGGUGAAGCAUAAUCCACUUCUUACAUCAGAGACAGUUAUGAUCUAUAUGACCUUAUUAUUGUUAUUAUUACUAACUAUAUGACAUUAUUAAUCAGUGUCUUGCACACCUUCCUAAGGAAAGGAUAUGGACCAGAAGACAUUGCAAUUACUAAAUGAUAUUUAGACAGCCUUAAAGCAGUUUCAGAUCUAUACAUGUGCUCUUAUUUCAGUUGUGUUGCCUUUAAUAUUAAUAAACGUGUAAACAAUA